Messenger RNA from Cladophialophora yegresii CBS 114405, 528 nucleotides. RefSeq lists its product as uncharacterized. The coding region runs from base 1 to 528 and encodes 175 amino acids. The transcript has a single exon. The record is from RefSeq and is a predicted model, not a curated record. Gene Ontology annotation, molecular function: racemase and epimerase activity, acting on carbohydrates and derivatives. Lineage: Eukaryota; Fungi; Ascomycota; Eurotiomycetes; Chaetothyriales; Herpotrichiellaceae.
AUGUCGUGGCUAGCCCCCAUCAACCCACAAUCCCACCCACAAUCUCAAUCUCAGUAUGGACCCAAUCUCUCCCAAGCACAGCCUUCACGAUCAGCACCAUCAUCAGCGUCACAAUCCCAAUCCCAAUCCCAACCGGACAACGACUUCUCGGGGACACGCCGAAUCCACACCGUCAUCCGCCUCAACCCGCAAGACUACGCGGCCUACAAAGCCAGCCACGCAAAAGUCUGGCCCGACGUGGUGGCGCAGAUCCGCGCAUCGAACAUCAGGGACUACUCGAUCGCCUACGACAGGGACACGUCCCUCUUGUUCGCCUCGUUCAAGUACACGGGCCGCGACUUUGAGGGGGAUAUGGCUAAGAUGCGCGCCCACGAGCCGACGCGGAGGUGGUGGGCCAUGACGGACGGGUUUCAGCAGAGUCUGAACGCGGGCGCCGUGAGUUCGGAGAAGGCGGGCACUGCUGGCGCCGAUGGGAAGAAGGUGCCCUCUUGGUGGAAGGAGUGUGAGGAGGUGUUUUACUUGGCGUGA